Molecule: messenger RNA, 429 nt
Organism: Naegleria fowleri
Lineage: Eukaryota; Heterolobosea; Eutetramitea; Acrasida; Naegleriidae
Exons: 1
Coding region: 1-429 (142 amino acids)
Source: RefSeq, a predicted model, not a curated record
AUGUGGCCAUUCAAAACAACCCAAGUCAAACAACCAGAAGGAAUUUACAUUGCCCAAUCUCUUCCUACACCCUAUUCACUUGGAGCCAAUCGAGAGGUUCAUCUUUUCUCGGAUCCUUCCACUCCAACGCAAUAUCUAAAAAUUGAAAUUUUCUCCAUCAGUGACCAAGAUUCUAUUCGUUCACUCGCUACGAAAGGCAUGUAUGUAACUGCCAGUGCCAAUGUCUAUUCUUCGACCAAUCAAGAAGAGAGUAUCGAGAGCUUGAAGUCUGAUCAUCUCUUGUAUCAAUAUUGUCAUUCGUAUGGACCUUGUUCAAACAAGUCUAUCUAUUACAAAAAGCUUGCUUUCGACAAUUCGGAACAAACACUUCAAGGAAGAUUUGGGAAGGUUUUCUUUGAGGCUAUUAAAUAUGAUUUGGGCUUGCAGUGA